AUGUCUAGCCAUGCAAAGAAACAAGCGUUCUCACGUGCCAAGUCGCUCACGUGGACAGAGACUGGCAAUCUGGUGGACACUCGGGAAGGCCAUAUGAAUGACAACCUCAUCGGCAACUGGAGAAGAUUCUCAUCGCCAGGUAGUGCAGGUUCUUGCGAUGACGGGCCGAACAUCAUGCUGGGGCACCCUGUUACGAGCCCAUCACCCUUGCAAGGUCCAGGUCAUUGGAGCCCCGAUUUCCCCCAGCCAGAGGAGCCACGAUCGAAUGCGGCGGCCGAUGAUGCAAUUGUUUGGAGUCCUGAUGUUCCACGCGCUUUGGGCUCUGGCAUGGGCUCUUGGAAUCCAGACCUUCCAGGCACCUUGCUGCUGUCUGUGCCCAAGGUGCGGUUCUCACUCCAAGGCAUUCCGGAAGAACCAGAUCAGCAGUCGGAUCAGCGUCUUGUGCAAAUAUGA
This is a messenger RNA of Durusdinium trenchii, 453 nucleotides long. The record is from the annotation of a GenBank genome assembly. Lineage: Eukaryota; Dinophyceae; Suessiales; Symbiodiniaceae.